GGAUGCGGUUAUUUGGCUGAUAAGCAAACACGAUUCGAUCAAAUUCCGCCUGAUAUCGAUACACUUUAUAAAGUUUUUUUAAAUGGCCUUAGGGUAAGCGGAGAUGGUCCAUGCAUUUGGCACAGAUCGUCCAUCCGUCAUUUGUAUCGUCCCAUCAAGUAUUCGGAUGUACUUGAACGAAAUAUUAAGAAUGAUUUUAUAGGUAAUGAAACCCGUGUUGGAAUAUAUUCCAAAAAUUGUCCGGAAUGGUUCAUUACUACUCUUGCAUGUAUUCAGCAUUCAAUAGUUAUCGUUCCGUUAUACGAUACCCUUGGACAUGAAGCUAUAAAAUUUAUCCUAGAACAAUGUGAACUGAAUACGGUUGUGGUUAGUGAUUCUGAAAAUGCGAAGAAAUUACUAUCUGCGAACAUUUCAUUUCUUGAAAAUAUUAUUUUGAUUGAUAGAACGAACAUUGAUGAACUAAUCACUGAAGGAAAUGAAUAUCAUAUCAAAAUGAUGCUUCCAAAACCGGAAGACAUUUAUAUUAUAUGUUAUACGAGCGGCACGACAAGCAUUCCGAAAGGUGUUAUCCUCACUCAUCAAAACUUUAUUGCCAAUAUAGCAGCCACUCAUCUCUUGGCAUUAACUUUUUUUCCCGAUCUUAUCUCACCAAACGAGGUGGAAAUUUCUUAUUUGCCACUUCCUCAUGUGGUAGAGCAAAUCACUCAUUGGUGUAUGUUCUUAAUCGGUUCAUCAGUGGGAUAUAUGACUGGUAAUGUUCAAGGAUUAAUGACUGAUAUGAAGGACUUACGACCUACAGUCUUUCCAGCUGUUCCUCGAAUUUUAAAUAGAAUCUAUGAUCAAAUACAGGAAACUGUGAAAAAUAAAAAUUUCAUUGCUAGAGCGCUAUUUAACUUUGCUUAUCAGCGAAAAUUAUCACUAGUUAAACAAGGUAUCAUAACAAAUGAUACAAUAUGGGAUUGGAUUAUUUUCUCUAAAAUUCAAAAAUCGCUCGGCGGUCGAGUUCGAUUACUUUCAAUUGGAGCCGCUGCGAUUGACGCUAAAGUAGUGGAAGCUUGUCGAGUCAUAUUUGGCUCUGUGAUUGUCGAAACAUAUGGAUUGACUGAAUGUAUGCUAGUUACCAGUUCUUGGCCCAAUGACACCAAAAGUGUUCAUGGUGGAGCACCAGCAGGAUGCACAUUAUUAAAGCUUAUUGAUGUCCCAGAAUUAAAUUAUUAUUCUAAUGAAGGAAAAGGUGAAAUAAUGGUGAAAGGUCCCCAUGUAACAAAAGGAUAUUUUAAGGAUCCUGAGAAAACCGCACAACUUUUCGAUGAUCAAGGAUUUCUUCAUACGGGUGAUAUAGGACAAAUUUUACCAAAUGGUUCUAUACAAAUAAUCGAUAGGAAAAAACAUAUAUUUAAACUUGCACAAGGUGAAUAUAUCGCUCCUGAAAAGAUUGAAAAUAUUUAUUUACGUGCACCAUGUGUACAGCAGAUAUUCGUCGAUGGUAAUCCUUUAGAAAGGUGGUUAUUCUUAUUUUUUUUCAUAAAAGUAAAAGAAUAUGUGUUAAACGAAUUGCAAAAAGUUGGAAUACAAAAUAACCUCAACUCUCUUGAAAAGGUGAAAGCUAUUCAUUUGACAAAUGAAGCAUUUUCGGUCGAAAAUGGUCUCCUAACGCCAACGAUGAAAGGGAAAAGGCCACAGUUGAGGAAGCAUUAUCAAGAUAUCAUUAACAACUUGUACAAAACUAUGGAUUCUAAUAAUGAUCCAAAAAAAUGA
Dracunculus medinensis (Guinea worm) is the source of this 1758-nucleotide messenger RNA. NCBI's taxonomy places the organism in Eukaryota, Metazoa, Nematoda, Chromadorea, Rhabditida, Dracunculidae. The record is from the annotation of a GenBank genome assembly.